CUUCACGACGAACACUCUGUCUUUGUCAACUACCGGUGGCAUCCCUUUUUUCCUCCCGUAGGAACGAUUAAUAACAUUACGUUCGUAUCUCGCCGGGAGUAGUUAAAUAAAAACGAUGCCUUAUCGCGGAAAACUUCGGUUGCUCAGCAGAGCUGGCUUCGCCUUUAGAAAUACGUGCGCCGAGAAGAACAACACGCAUUUCGCUGCUAGCAUUUGCGGCAGGAAUUUUUCCGCAAGCGGUGCGCUUGACAUGAGGUUCGUGCAGUUCACCAGCAAGAAUGGGGGCCCCCAGCAUUUGGGGGUGCAGCUGAAACAGGGCGGAGACAUAAUUGCCGUGUCCGCGGUCGACUCGAGAAUCCCGAACACGUUGAAGAAGUUUCUCGAGGGUGGCGAUGAUCUUCUAAAGAAGGCCAAAAGGGAUGACGAUGUUGACCUGUGGGCCCUGCUAAAGAGAAUAGUGGCCGAAGGACGGAGCGUGAUACCGGAAGCCGACGUGAACUUCUUAGCGCCAGUCACGCGGAUGGACAAGCUGGCGUGCAUUGGCCUAAACUACAGCGGCCACUGCGAGGAGCAGGGCGUAUCGCCGCCAGAGACUCCGGUUGUUUUUAGCAAAUUUCCCAGCAACAUCAUCGGGCCACGCGACAACAUCAUGCUCCCACCAAUUUCAGACAAAGUCGACUGGGAGGCUGAGCUUGCGAUAGUGAUUGGCAAAAAGUGUAAAGCACUGAACAAUGACGAAGGGCAGGAUUGUAUUUUCGGUUAUACAGUGGCUCAAGAUAUCACGGCGCGGGAUUGGCAGAAAUCGAAGAGAAACGGCGGGCAAUUUCUAAUCGGUAAAGCGAUGGACACGUUCUGCCCUUUGGGGCCGGCUGUCGUCACAAAGGAGGCCGUGUGCGACAUCAACAAUUUGUCCGUGAAAACGUGGGUGAACGGCAACAUCAAGCAGGACGGGAACACCAGCGAAUUGAUCUUUAAACCCCACGAGAUCGUUGCCUACAUUUCACAAUUUAUGACUCUGUUACCUGGGGACGUGAUUCUAACCGGCACGCCGGCUGGCGUAGGAUUUACUCGCAAACCGCCAGAAUUUUUACAGCGCGGAGAUGUGUUGGAAACGGAAAUAGCGAGUUUGGGACGCCUAAGAAACAAAGUUCUCUGAUGCGAUGCCCAGAGAGAACGUACAGGAGCGAUUUGCUCCGAGACGUUUCAGGAUCGUAACUACCGUCAGAACGUCACGGAUAAAUCACGAUCCGUUCUGAGCAGAUUGAGUUCGCGACAACGAGAGGGGGAACAAUACGAUUCGAGACAAAACAAAAAAGACAUAUACGCGACGACGCGCGAGCGUCGACGUCAGUAAAAUUGAAACAAGAUGUUCGUACAGAAGACGUCGAGCCCGUUUCCGAGAGAAGCUGGGAGCCUACACGCGUUCAUAUAUCUCGGCAGUGCUAUACACCUUCAUAUGCAUCAUGAAUUUUUCGUACUUGUAGAAUUAAAGGGAGACUGUUUCUAAAAUAUAGAUUUAUUCUAUUCGUCCUUUUUUA
This is a messenger RNA of Colletes gigas, 1538 nucleotides long. RefSeq names its product fumarylacetoacetate hydrolase domain-containing protein 2A. The transcript has 7 exons. The record is from RefSeq and is a predicted model, not a curated record. Lineage: Eukaryota; Metazoa; Arthropoda; Insecta; Hymenoptera; Colletidae. Gene Ontology annotation, molecular function: hydro-lyase activity. Bases 116 to 1156 code for a protein of 346 amino acids.